UUAACGUCUAAUAUUUUAGAAUUACAAAAUGAUCAGUAGGUAUUGUUAAAAACUGCUAAAUUUAAAAUUUCUUUUGUUGGAAGUAACUUUUUACCUAAUGGUCACCUGUCUUUGGUCCCAAUAAUAGUUGUUUUUUCACACGAAUUACAAUUUAAAUAUGUUUUGGAAAAAGAGUCCUCGCAUUUUCACUAACUACCAAGUUAAAUCGAGAAAGCUUCCCUGUAUAGCGUUCGAAGAGGGCGAACCAUGAAGGAAAUAACCAUUCGAAAAGCGUUGGCGACCGACUUUGCAGCCAUUCUGGAGAUGUCAGAGGGGAUUUACAGCGGCCAUGAUUACUUCCCGUGUAUUUUCCACCAGUGGCUGGCCAAACCAAACCGCACGAUUUUUGUUGCUCAGUAUGGAGACAAACUCGUUGGUUUGAGAGCAGUUCACAUCGUGGACGAAGGCAAGACGUUUAUCAGUCAAGGCUUGCGAAUUCACCCCAGGUUCCGUGGUUUGGGGUUAAGUACUCGGUUGAUCGACGCCAUACAUCAGCACAUAAGACGGGAAUAUCCCAAGGUUUGCCGAGAACGCUUCACGACCAAGUCCGACAACAUUGAACGACUUGCCAUUCAGAAAAAAUACGGUGACACCGCCUUGUGUGAGCGAGAUAUUUUGGCCUAUUACGUCAACAGGGAAAGCCUGAAACCGCAUCAUCUGGAAGAGGUGGCGACCAAUUUUGACGUGAAGGUCAAACCCUGUACAAGAAUGUUUGUUUACAAUUCUAUUCUGGACGAUUCAGUAGCAAACAUGUUUCCUGGUCGUACGAUCAUCAUCGACUGGGAACCUUUCGAAGCUCUCCGGUCCAAUAUCGAUUGCAUUUUUGAAGACGGCGAUUGCGUCUUCUCGGACCGAGAUGCAGACGACUGCUCCAAUGGUCAGCUACCGAAGUCAUUCGCGCAUGGUCGGCGCUCGCCCCGAGUGCAGCACAUGCAUUGGGUGGCGUCCAUUUACACAGAAGAUCCAGUCAUGUUCCAAGUGCACGUUGUUCAACAGCUGAGGAGCGCAUGUCAGCAAGUGGAAGGUGAUUUCAUCUUCUCCACUUUUCACAAAGAGCGUCACACCAAAUGGGGCAAGAAGCUUUUAGAAGAGAAGAUCGGAAUGAAACCUGUGGAAUUCUUCCGUGAUUUUGGACUGAUGAUGUUUGAACGAACAUUUAAAUGACUUGUGAUCUGUAAUAAUUUAAUUGUGCUCUUACUGAAAUAUUAUUAGUAAAGCAAUUGACUGAAGUUAGCAAUGCAUGUGCUAAAUCUUGUUGACACUCAAAUAAAGUUUAUUUAUGUAUGUCAUGUAUGUAUAGUACUGAAGUUAUUACUUCCUUGUUCUUUCUUAAGGAGUGAUGUAUUUUGUUAUCUUCUGAAAUACAAAUAAUAAACUUGUCGUGCAAUGACAAUUAUUUUCGCAAUAUUCUAAAAAAGUGUUAAGUUAUUCCCAGGCUUAGCGACCAAAAUGCCGAAUUUUAACCACUGAAAGCUGUUUUUCUUUUUAUUGAAAGGUUUUGGAAGAAGAUGCUGUUGUAGCCAUCGUAUUUUACGAAGACUCAGUAAAAUGGAAAUAUGGUAAUAAUGCAAACUUCGGCUGGGCUGUAUGACCCCCCUUCUCUCACCUCAUCGGUUAUAGAAUGUUGGAAAUGUCAAAUAAUUUCUUUACUCAUCUACUUAUAUCGAUUUACUAUGCUGCUCAUUAAGUAGAAUACCAUUUAGUAAGCUACUCAUAAGCUAGGGUUCGACUCAAUCUUUCAGACCUA
Orbicella faveolata is the source of this 1786-nucleotide messenger RNA. RefSeq names its product histidine N-acetyltransferase-like. NCBI's taxonomy places the organism in Eukaryota, Metazoa, Cnidaria, Anthozoa, Scleractinia, Merulinidae. Gene Ontology annotation, molecular function: acyltransferase activity, transferring groups other than amino-acyl groups. The record is from RefSeq and is a predicted model, not a curated record.